GACUGUGAACACUGACUGCACCCCAAGCCAUCUCACCUCACCUACAUCAUUGCCUGACUUUACUAAUUGGCUGAAUGAGCAAAAUGGCAGUUAGCUCAGCAGUUGAGUCCAGCCAGUGUUCUAGCAUUGACUCUUUCUAAAACGUUUAGUUUCUAGCUAGCAUAAAAUAUUUUGCACAAAAGCCACAGUCAGAAAGUGUCUUUAAACACUGUCUAGGAUGUAACAAAAAAUUUGCUGCUUAGGAGGGAGAAAAAGGUAAAAAUCUGGCUAGCAUCUACAUCCAAGUCGAACACUAUUAGCAUAAUUAUGUUAACAAUGUUGUACGUGGAAAUGGAGGACACGUGAUCUUUGAUACUGUGUGAACGUGUGUGUGUGUGUGAGUCUUGUGUGAUUGUAGUCAGUGAAAUAGCAUCUUUUACACACACACACACACACACACACACACACACACACACUCACACAAAUUGAGACACUGGGCAAAAUCAUUCAGCGCCACACAUUCUGAAUGAGGAACAGAUCUUCGAGAUCAGACCACAGAGAUCAGCAACAUAGAUAAAGGAGCUAGAGGCUAGGGCUGCCAGCCCCCCACACACACACACACACACACACACACACACACACACACACACACACUCUUACUAUUCCUUGUCAGUGGAGCACAGUAACAACAAACACUGUUUUAUGUUUGAGUUUCCUUCAUCUAAAGAUUUUCUCAAAAGAUACUGAUACUAGAGUCUCCUCGUGUCAACACCUUCCACAUGCUGUUGCUUAACCUGUGGAGCAAACAGGCCUGCAGGUCAGCACACGCUUCCAGACAGACAAAUCAAGUUUGAGUAAAUGACAUUGGACCGCAAGAGGAGGGUGGAGUUGUGACGAUGCAGCUGUGGGCCCAAAUAUGGCAACUUGUACUGCUCCCCCUGCUGCUGCUACCAGCAUCAUUCUGCAGUACGUGUCCCCAACAAUGCUACUGCUCGAACCCAGGUUCCAUUUUCUGCAUACAGCGACGUGCUUCCACCAUGCCCCUCAACCUGCCUGCCUCCACACACAGUCUGUUUGUGUUUCAGAAUGGAAUUAACUUUCUUCAAGAGAAGGAUUUUCAUGGUCUGGUUCAUCUAGAAAUGCUAGACCUUAGCCAGAAUGAACUUUCAAUGAUUCCUAAUGGGGUUUUUGGUGCUCUUCAAUCCCUGCAUAAUCUCGACCUCUCUUCAAACAAAAUUACUCAAAUCUCUAAAGACAGCUUUGAUGGGUUGGUGAAUCUAGAGAGGUUGUAUAUUCACAACAAUCGAAUCCAAAGCAUUCACCCAGCUGCAUUUAAGGGACUGGAGCAUCUGUUGGAGUUGAAGCUUCAGGGCAACCAGAUCAGUCUACUUCCUGUUCUGCAUCUUCCCAAGUUGCUGUUACUUGACCUCAGCUUUAACAAUAUUCCUCCUCCUGAACCUGCUGACCUGCAGACACCACAUUUAGAGUCACUUAAGUUGGCUGGGCUGGGCCUGACCGCUUUGGAUGAAGGAUUACUGAGAAGCCUGGGCAAUCUCCAUGAUCUAGAUUUAUCUCAGAACAAGCUAGUAAGAAUGCCACCUGCAUUAAUAUCUGCAAAGGGAAUAACUCGCCUCAACCUAUCAAAUAACCCUCUAGGCCCUCUUCGCCAGGAGGACUUUAAAAACUUAGUAGGAUUGCAAGAGCUCGAUCUCAGUAGCCUGAACCUGCAGGGUUUUCCUGUGGACUUUUUCCAUGUGUUUCCCAAGCUAAAUCACCUAACGACUGCAGAGAACCCUUUCAAUUGUGUUUGUUCACUGUCCUGGUUUCCCAAUUGGAUGAAGAAUGCAAAAGUGGAGCUUGGACGUAUCGAAGAGACACGCUGCCACUUUCCUCUCAUAAAUGCAGGCAGGAUGCUUUCUGAGCUGGAACACAAAGACUUUGGCUGCCCUACCACCAUCACUGAACUGUCUGAUGUACUUACCAGUAGCAGCAGGCAUAAUACCCCAGACCCAACCACUACUCCACAUACCACCAAUAAUGUCCUUCCUUUUGUCCCCAGUGAGGAAUCACCAGUUGAGCCAAACCAGCAACUGCCUCCUGAGGCCUCUGCUUCUCCCCGAAGUGGUAAGGAACAUAAGGAACAUAUGUGCCCUCCAAAUAUCUGCCUGAAUGGUGGCACAUGCAAGUUUGACCAAAGAGGGGAAAUAAAUUGCCUGUGCCCUGUGGGUACAAUGGGGAUCUACUGUGAAAACCAAGAUGAGUCACAAACUCCUCCAUUGUCCCCAAGUGUUUCUGUGGUGACAGUUCCUUUAAUAAAACCAGAUCAGAUUAGCUUUCAUCAUGUAAAGAGCACCUCGAUUUCUUUGGACCUGCAUCAGUACAUUGAGGCCCGGCCCAACAUCCGUGGCAUUCGUCUGACUUAUCGCAACCUGUCUGGACCCGACCGCAGACCUCUCCAACUCAACGUACCUGCUUCAUACCCAGAGUACACACUGAGAGGGCUACAGCCCAACUGCACCUAUUCAAUAUGUGCCAGUCCUCUGGAUGAGCCUGUAGAGGAAACAACCCACACCUGCAUGGAGGCUAAAACUGCUGGAGUCUCUCUGCAGCCCACUGUGGAUAGGCCUGAACAUUUUCCCUUUCUUGUACCCAUCCUGGGAGCAGUAGCGGUUGCUAUGACAGUAGUAAUAGUUGCAGCAGUGGCAGUGGUUUUACGAAGAAAACGAGUGAAAUGUCCCACAGAUAUGGAUCUCGGAGAACCCACCCCUUUCGAAUUAGAAGGCGUGAAAAUGGGUUUGGAGAACGGAACAGCACACCAGAAACAGACUGAGAUUUCACCAUACCUGCCAGCAUCUCAGAACAGCAUGGAUUACGAGGUCCCGUUGAUCUCCGAACAAUUUGCGUCGAACAACAACACGGAUCAGAGGAUACCUUCAUACUUUUAAUGCUCAGACUGCCAAGCACCUAGGAAGAGGUGCACUCUAAUAACCCCUGCAGGCGGGUCAAGUGCAAACAUAGUGUUGUCGUGUGCUUCGAGUGUUCGAGACGACUUUAUGUCAAAGUAUUGUAACAAAGUGCAAUGGCUAAAUGAGGUAUUCCUUGUUGCAUAAAGUGCCUUUCUGCAUGUCCGGCUUCAACUGUUCUCUAAUGCUUUUGAAAGGACAGACUAUGCCCGAGAUUACGCCAGUGUUUGGUCCCAGACAUAACCAGAGCCAAAUCUGAAAGCAUAUCUGCCUUCGUAGUGCAGUUUUUUUUUUCACCUGGUUUUGUGCUUUUCCAAGAGGAUUAAUGCCAACUUUGAAACAUGAUACAAAACAGGAUUGACUGCUCAUCGUAAGAAAAUUAUAUUAUAAGAGAAUCUUUAUUUCCUUUCCAAAAACAUACACUGGCAUGAGAUUGUGGUCUAUGUCUGCUCUUCCGGGGGAAAAAAAGCAAAAAAAAGAAUAUGAUGCACUGAUAAGAACUCAUUUAAAAAUGGUUAUAUUUGAGAACGUGAUUAAGAGACAGGUUGAUCAGCGGUCAUUCCUUCAUGCUGCAGCUUCAGGAACAUUUUCUUUCCUGGCCCUCUAAUUUUUCUUCUUUUGCUGUGAAUGAAAAAAAAAAAACUACAAAUGAUGAAGAGACUGUUUACCCUUCUGUAUAGUUUGUAUUGUGUAUAUGUGAAUAUUGUGUUUUUCAGCUGAUUUUUAUUUUUCUACAAUUCUUUUUAUAUAUAUAUAUUUCUCCACACUACAGACAUUAUUAUCAGAGCCUCAGUGUUUGAUUAAUUGGUAAUCAGGAGCACUUGGAUGAUGAACGGCCGGCCGGCCGUGUCUUCAUUUAGUACAAAAGUGCUGAGACACUUUCCACACAAAGACCUGAAGGGAACUUUAGGGCGUCAGUCAGCAAAUUUGGCCACGAUUCUUGAAAUUAUAUCCCAGUUGUAUACAUGUGUGUGAGUGUGAACUUUUCCUGUCUGUGAAAAUCUUCAAAGCCAAGUGAAUGUUGUUUAUACUAAGAAUGUCUGGAGCUGAAAUUUCUAACACGUUACAGGAAAAAUCCAGCCUGAACCACUUGAGUUGCCUUCUUUUAGAUGUUUCUGACAUGGAUUUUUACCCAAAAUACUGUUCUGCUUGCUUGUUGUGAUGCAACAGGAUUUAGCUCUUGCAUUGCCUUUGCCUAAAAUAAACGAUUCAGCGGCACUUUA
Molecule: messenger RNA, 4165 nt
Organism: Silurus meridionalis
Lineage: Eukaryota; Metazoa; Chordata; Actinopteri; Siluriformes; Siluridae
Gene: vasna
Product: vasorin a
Exons: 3
Coding region: 876-2924 (682 amino acids)
Molecular function (GO): protein binding
Source: RefSeq, a predicted model, not a curated record